GACGGUCCUGUCAAUGAUCUGUCACGUUAAAUUGCGAUAUCUUUUUAAUUAAUAAAGUACAUAAAUGACACAGAAAAUUGUAUAUAUUAAUAAUACUACCUAAAAAUAGCACUAUGAGCGUAAAUGCAUUAAUAUGGAUUGGAUAAACUCCUUGUUGUCUUCAAAAAAUUCCAAAUCUUUGAUAAAUUCGGACGAUUGUGAUCCUCAAGCUUGUUAUGAUAGCUUCAAAGAACAUUGGCACCAGAUAUACAAAAUCUUCAAUAGAGUGCAGCAACUGCCAACCCACGAUGAUGUUCUGGGAGUUGUUAACCAUUUGGAACAAAUGGCCACAUUAUUACUGUAUGAUAUUAAACGCGCUGAUAGGCUUCAUGUAUCUCAAUCUACAUCUAAAUGCCUGGAAUACUUACUGUCUGAAAAUAUAUUAACAAAGCUGUUCGAAUGGAGCACAAGAUCAGGAAGAUACACCGAUGCAAUACGAUGUGAACAAUUAAAAAUAUAUCAAAUGCUGUUGUGUCAAACGAGGCACAUUUUACUGCUACACGAACCAUUUUUGCAGCCGUUGAUCAAAUUGCUGUUUUCCUGUGAAGGCGAGGUGUAUUCGAAGGAAGUGGAAAAAUUGCUCGUUGAUUUAUUAAAUCAACUUUGCGCUCUUCUAAUGCAAAAUGUCGAAUUCAUCGAUUUGUUUUUUCACGAUGUUAAAAACGUACCAAAUUUCGUUAUAUUCUCCUUGUUAAUACCAUUCGUUCAUCGUGAAGAUUCUAUCGGUAUGAAAGCUCGAGAUGCUCUCUUACUCUGCAUGUCCCUUUCGAAGAAAAACAAAAAAGUAGCAACCUUCAUAGCUGAACAUUCUAAUUUCUCUAUAAUACUAGCGUCGGGAUUAAGUGGUCUAUAUUCUGUGUUACCAAACAUUUUGGAUGAUAUUUCAGUACCUGAUUGGCAUAGAUUUACACCUGAUGAUGUUAAUGAGAUAAAAGGCUUGUUGACAUUCGUAACAUCUCUAGAAUUUAGUAACGCGGUUGCGCAAGUAGCACAUCUAAUAAUUAGGAAACAACUGCAGGAAUUUUUGUACCGGGGAUUUUUAAUACCGGUGUUAGGACCAGCAUUGCUCCAAUCAGGAGUAUCCGAACAAGUAGCUGCUACUGCUUACUUGGAAUUAAUCAUUCGGACUGUAAGCGAUACAGGACUUCUUCACUCUUUGCUCCAAUUUUUGCUCAAUAUCGAUUUUGAUGGAGAGAAAUUAUUAAAUAUUUUAAUACAACGAUUAGAUUCAGAUAAUCAACAACUGUCUCUAGUAUCCCUGGCUAUGUUCGAGUCAAUAAUCGAUCUUUGUUGUGAAGAUUUUAUGUUAGAGUUAGUUUUUAAGUAUUUACAACCAUGCCUGCACCUAAUAUUGUCACAAAGAAACAUGUUAUUACCUUUAGAUCCUCAUUGUCAAAGUUUUGAGAAACUAUUGACGCUGGCGCCAAAAUGCUGUAAUGCAGAAUAUCCUCUGGAAUUUAGUGAGAACAGUCAAUUAUAUAUUUUGAAGCACAAGCAAAGUUUAUACGGGAAAUAUUUUGCGUAUUUAUGCGAUGCUAGGCACAAGAUAGCACAAUGCCAGAUGUCUUGUAUGGCUUGGAACAAUUCGUACACUGGCGAAGACGAUUCUGUUUCAGGUUGGUAUCUUUGUGUAAAAAUAUUAUUUAUUUUAUUUACGGGUUUUCAGAUUCUAGUAGUACUAGUUUAGAAAGGAGUAGCGGAUAUAACAGCUUGAAUGUAACUGCAGAUGAGUCACGAUCAACUGAAGAAUACUGGGAAACUCCUUCGAGUUUUAAAUUGCAUAAAAAGGAAAUUGCUGUGCCAACAAAAAUAAGCGAUAUCGAAUGCUGUCGUUCAUCAGCUGGACCUUUUCUAUUUCUUUUAAUGAAGAAACUAAAAAACUAUUUAUCGAAUUCUCUGUAUGUUAAUCUACAUCUAACUGGUUUGAUUUCUAAACUAGCAGCAUAUCCUCAGCCGCUUUUAAGAGCGUAUUUACUAGAUCAUAGUUUAAUACUUCAACCUAAUGUGCCAUCUAUGUUCGAGAUAAUUGGUGUAUUGAAACAAAAAAUCGACGAAUAUAUGUUCCAACAAUCCAACUAUCAGCAACUUAUCAAAUACGCAAGAGACAUUCUCGUUGAUCGAGAAAUAAUGUUAGUAAAUCUUAGAAGAUACCAUGUUGAACAUGCGUCUAAGAAAAUCGAAACGGAACCUUUCCAACGAAAUAGUCCAAAGCGUAGAAGCCUGAACAUUCCUCCUAUUAGCAAUUUCUUUGGUAGAAGACCGAGUCAAAUUGAAAGCAACGUUCCUGUACCAUCAACUCCAGAAGAAGUUCAGUACAAUAUUAUGUACCCUAAAUUUAAUGAGGGCCAGCAUGUUGCCCUUUGUGCUGUGUUACUUGACGAAUGGAUAAAAGAAUUAGCUGCCCUUGCACAAGAACAUACUAUUGCCCAGCUGGUAACGUUUUUAAAGUAAAUUUAACUUCAAUAAAAUCAAUUGUUGGUUUCGCCUUUGAGAUGCUAAAUUGAGUUACUUCUUGCCAACAUUUACUUCCACAAUGAUCUCUAGAACAAAUUCCGACUGACCAGUAAAUGGUUUUGUAUUUAAUUGGAAACAAUUUUAUCGACAUUUUUUAAGCGCACAUUUCUUUUAGUUUUUCAUGGGCUCUUUGGGAAUCUCAAUAUUUAAUUGGUAAUAGUUGGAAUAGCGUAUUUAUUUUUCUUGUUUUUAUGGGUGUUAAUUCUUGAAUGGAAUAGUAAUUUUUACCAGUGAAGCUUAUACAAGCUUGCAUAUGUUACUAAAUGCAAUGCACCUAAUCUAUAAAUCUUGUAAAUAAUUGUACAAUGUAAAAAAUAAUUUUUGAAUUACAUUUUUCGAUUUUCAGUCAUUACCAGUAUUGUGUUGUGUAUGUAUUUCAUAUGAUACAUUAUUUAAAAACGGAUAGUUUUUUACAUUUAUUAACAAUGAGUUCUAUUUCUUUUAAUCUAUA
This is a messenger RNA of Phyllotreta striolata, 3004 nucleotides long. Lineage: Eukaryota; Metazoa; Arthropoda; Insecta; Coleoptera; Chrysomelidae. The record is from the annotation of a GenBank genome assembly.